Cuscuta europaea is the source of this 2541-nucleotide messenger RNA. Lineage: Eukaryota; Viridiplantae; Streptophyta; Magnoliopsida; Solanales; Convolvulaceae. The record is from the annotation of a GenBank genome assembly.
GUUUCAGCUGAGAAGUAUAAAUAGCGACGAUGGGUUAAGAGACUCUGCACACAAACUACCUGUGUAUGUUUAUAUAUACUUAUACUUCGUAUAUAAAUAUACUCCCCGUACGUAUAUAAUUAUAUAUUCGGUGGCAAGUAUAUACACCCAAACUAGAGCUAAAAACAUCGCAAACGUAGUCUCUGAGAGUAGGGAAGAAGAAAUACGUAGUUGUUGAGAGGAAAGAAGAUCACCGGAGGAAAAAAAAGCUCACCGGAGUUCGCCGGACUGUUCUAUUUCACGCCCAAGGAGCAACGCUGUUCUGCCCAUUGCCCACCCUCACGACCUGAGUUGCUGGAGAGUAGAAGGAGUGAUUGAGGAUCACUGACACCAGGAAAAGAACACCGCCGGAGCCGCUACCAGUCUACCAACCACGACGCACGUUUGUUCCACGAAGAAGAAGCACAGUGACUUUGAAGAGGAUCAAGUUUUAGUUACAAGUAAAGAUUCCUGAAAAUUAAGAUAAUUAAAGAACCAGGAAACAGGAUUCGUUUAUGCAACUCCCAUACAGUACUUUUGACUGAGUUCAGCUUAAGCUCUGGAGUUGAAUAAUCAAUGCGCUUCCAAGAAUUAUUGUUAGUUUUUCUAGCAUUGUUUCCUACAGUUUUUACACAAAGUGUUGAGCAUGCUUCACUUGUGAUUGAAACAACCAAACGGAUCGGAGAUACCGAUGCUAAUUAUAUAUGUGCUACCCUUGAUUGGUGGCCUCACGAUAAGUGCAACUACAACCAAUGCCCUUGGGGUUAUUCAUCUGUGACAAACCUGGAUUUAUCUCACCCUUUUCUGGCAAAUGCUAUCCAAGCUUUUCAUGGUUUGAGAUUACGACUUGGGGGUUCAUUGCAAGACCAAGUUCUUUAUGAUGUGGGCAGUCUGAAGGCUCCCUGCCAUCCAUUUAGGAAGCAGAAUGAUGGGCUUUUUGGAUUUUCUAAAGGAUGCCUACAUAUGGGCAGGUGGGAUGAGUUAAACAGCUUCUUCAGGAAGACAGGAGCACUUGUUACAUUUGGUUUGAAUGCAUUACAAGGGAGACAGAGGAUACAAAAACAGUGGAGAGGAAACUGGGAUUCCAGUAAUGCCCAUGACUUUAUCAACUACACCAUUUCCAAGGGUUACCACAUAAGCUCGUGGGAAUUUGGCAAUGAGCUGUGUGGUGCUGGUGUUGGUGCCAGUGUAGAUGCUGGACAAUAUGCAAAGGAUAUGAUCAGACUGAAGUCUGUCAUUACUCAACUGUAUGGGAACACACACCUAAAACCCCUUCUACUGGCACCAGGAGGGUUCUAUGAUAAGUUGUGGUUUGAGCACUUCCUUGAUGCUUCUGGACCAUCCACUGUCAAUGCCUUGACACAUCAUAUAUAUAAUCUCGGACCAGGAUCUGACCCCAAUCUCAUUAGCAGAAUUCUAAAUCCGGAGUACUUGAAUAAGAUAUCAGAUACAUUUGAAAGUGUUUCGCAAACCAUUCAUGCAAAUGGUCCUUGGGCUUCAGCUUGGGUUGGAGAAGCUGGCGGUGCCUAUAAUAGUGGUGGUUCGAAAGUGUCCAAUGCCUUUGUUGACAGUUUCUGGUAUGUCGAUCAGCUUGGUAUGGCAGCUAAGUACAAUACAAAAGUCUAUUGCCGGCAAAGCUUAAUUGGUGGGAACUAUGGGCUUCUUGACACAAGCACUUUUUCCCCAAAUCCAGAUUAUUACAGUGCACUUGUUUGGCAUCGGCUGAUGGGGCGAGGAGUGCUUGAUGUUAACAGACAUGCAUCACCGUAUCUACGUGCUUAUGCCCACUGCACAAAAGAAAGAGCUGGUGGUGUCACCCUGCUUUUGAUCAACCUAAGCAACCAAACAAGGUUCACUAUUGACAUUGAAUCCCGGACAAGCAUCGACCUGCGGCAGGCCAGAGUGAUAACGAAAAAACGGUCCUUCCUGCACCGUAUCAAGGAACUCGUUUCAUGGAUGGGAAGCAAAUCAUCUCAAGUUCCGCUGUAUCGAGAAGAGUACCAUCUUACUCCAGAAAAUGGGGACCUCCAAAGCAGAACCGCACUGCUGAACGGAAGCCCGUUACAACUUACAGAAAACGGAGAUAUCCCUCUGCUUUCACCACUCCUUCAAAAUGUGAACUCUCCCAUUGCGAUAUCCCCGUUGUCCAUCAAAUUCAUUGUUUUCCCAAAUUUCAUCGCUCCAACUUGCCGGGAGAUCUGACAUAUGCCAGUUCAGCUUGCAAAUGAUUUGGUUGCACCCUACAUGCAAAUACGUGGGUUAUACGAAGUAUAUGUUAGCACAAUAUCAUGUGUAUCACUGUCUUCUGUUGCAAUGUUUUGGCCGUUUAGAUUUUAUUUCCACGUGAUGAGUUUAUUUGAUUUGAUUAAAUUUGAUUCAUGAAAUAAUAAUGGCAAUAGGCACGAACAGAUGAAUAAUAUGCCAACAUCAAUAAAGUGAUCUUUACAAUUUCUUUAUUUAAUGCAGUUGUUUGUUUAUUUAUUUAUCUACUCCAACAUGGCAUUUUGUUCAUCAUUAAAUAAU